AUGGAAAACCAAACAAGUGGAAGUGAGUUUGUUCUCUUGGUACUUACAGGAGAUCCACUCCUUCAAAGCCUCCUAUUCACUGUGUUUUUAAUUAUUUACCUAAUCAUUUUAUUAGGAAAUAUGGUAAUCAUGAUGAUCAUAAGGACUGAUCUCCACCUUGAAUCUCCUAUGUACUUCCUCCUCUUUCAUUUAGCCCUUAUUGACAUCUGUUAUGCCACCGCUGUUGUUCCAAAGAUGCUGGUGAAAGGAAGCAUAACCAUUGCCAUGAAUGCUUGUAUGACUCAAAUGUUCUUCAUCUUCCUCUCAGCUGGGUGUGAAGUUUUCAUGCUUUCAGUAAUGGCAUAUGACCGAUAUGUGGCCACCUGUAAUCCACUGAACUAUCAAGAAGCUAUGAGCAAACAUUUCUGUUACCAGCUGGUGGGGAGUGCAUGGGCAAUGGGUCUCUUAUAUUCAGUUCUAAACACAAUUCCUGUGUUAAAUAUUCAAUUUUGUAGGCACACGGAAAUCAAACAUUUCAGCUGUGAGCUGCCCCCUCUCCUGUCUGCUGCUUGCAGUAGGACCUUUCUCAGUAAACUCAUUAUUCUUUCUUCUGCUGUGCUCUUUGGGUCCAGCUCCUUUUUGCUCACCCUCAUCUCCUACAUCUAUAUCAUCACCACUGUCUUGAAGAUACAGUCUGCAGAAGGGAGGCACAAAGCUUUCUCCACUUGCAGCUCCCACUUCAUUGUAGUAGGGUUACUCUACAUAACUGCUCUGUUCUAAUACACAAAACCCAAAUCAGUCUCAUCAAUCAUUCUAGACCAAGUGCUGUCCACCCAGUACAGCAUCUUAACCCCCAUGCUGAAUCCAAUAAUCUACAGCCUGAAAAAUAAAGAUGUGAAAACAGCCUUAGGUAGAAUUCUAAAGAAACUGCAAUUUAUGUAA
Molecule: messenger RNA, 921 nt
Organism: Grus americana (Whooping crane)
Lineage: Eukaryota; Metazoa; Chordata; Aves; Gruiformes; Gruidae
Product: olfactory receptor 5V1-like
Exons: 1
Biological process (GO): G protein-coupled receptor signaling pathway
Cellular component (GO): membrane
Molecular function (GO): olfactory receptor activity; G protein-coupled receptor activity
Source: RefSeq, a predicted model, not a curated record